CUUCUUCUCAAACCACUUCAUUUAUUUGACCCCUACACUACUAAACCCCCCAUCUCUCUCUCUCUCUCUCUCCGACUACACAAAAAAGUUCUCCGUCCGUCGCCGGAAUAUUCGGAAAUUGUGGGAUAGGGUGGGUAUGACGUCGGGGUCGUCGCGGCUUCCGACAUGGAAGGAGAGGGAGAACAACAAGAGGAGAGAGAGGCGGCGGCGGGCGAUCGCGGCCAAGAUCUACGCCGGGUUGAGGAUGUACGGGAACUACCAGCUCCCUAAGCACUGCGACAACAACGAGGUGUUGAAGGCUCUGUGCAGGGAAGCUGGUUGGAUCGUCGAAGAAGAUGGCACCACCUACAGAAAGGGAUGCAAACCAGUGGAACACAUGGAUAUAAUAGGUGGCUCAGCAUCUGCAAGCCCAUGCUCAUCAUAUCAACCAAGCCCAUGUGCGUCCUACAAUCCAAGCCCUCCUUCCUCUUCAAUCCCUAGCCCCGUCUCCUCGCGCUAUGCCACCAAUGGCCUUACUACUGCCGAUGCCAACUCCCUUAUCCCAUGGCUAAAAAAUCUAUCCUCAGGCUCAUCCAAACAACUUCCCCACCACCUCUACUUCCAUGGAGGCUCUAUAAGCGCUCCGGUCACCCCACCACUGAGCUCCCCUACUUGUCGGACCCCACGAAUGAACGAUCAUUACGAGAAUCCACCACCUGGAGCCACCUGGGCUGGGCAGCACCAUCCUUUCCUACCCUCUUCUACCCCAUCAAGUCCGGGCGGCCAUCAGACCCCGCCUGACUCGGGGUGGCUCUCUGGCGCUCAGACGCCCCAAGAUGGACCAUCAUCUCCCAUGUUUAGUAUUGUUUCCUCGAACCCAUUUGGAUUCAAGGAGCCGUUAUCAGGUGCAGGGUCCCGUAUGUGGACCCCAGGCCAAAGCGGAACGUGCUCUCCGGUAGUAGCAGCAGGUUUUGAUCGAACAGCAGAUGUUCCCAUAUCAGAUUCGAUUGCAGCGGAGUUUGCAUUUGGGAGUAAUGCACAGGGGCUGGUGAAGGCGUGGGAAGGAGAGAGGAUACAUGAGGAAUGUGUCACUGACGAUCUUGAGCUUACACUUGGCAACUCUGGAACAAGGUCAGCUUGGUUUUACAUCAUUAGUUUGUAGUUGAAUUGAAGCAUAUGACGAAUUCUGUUCAUCGUGUAGGCACUGCUUUAUAAUGGUUUGUUUUGGCGUUGCAGAUAGGAGGAUUUGACGGGAGAAAGGAAGGAGAAAAUUGUCCAUGUAUCUAUUUCCUUUGAUUUGUACCUUUCUUUGUGAAGUUCAACAAGUAUUAAGCUUGUUGAUUAGUCUGAGACUCUGAAUGCAAGGUGUUCUGCUUGGCAGACAUGGAAAACUCAGAAUAUAGAGAGUUCGAUUGGUUGGUCCUUUUUUACAUUGUCAUUUUUAUUGGAUUGGGGUGGGGCAAGGGAUUAUAUUGUUGGCUAAACUAUAAAUAGUUCAUGAGGCGACUUUCAAACA
This is a messenger RNA of Rhododendron vialii, 1495 nucleotides long. RefSeq names its product BES1/BZR1 homolog protein 4-like. Gene Ontology annotation, biological process: brassinosteroid mediated signaling pathway; DNA-templated transcription. Gene Ontology annotation, molecular function: DNA-binding transcription factor activity. NCBI's taxonomy places the organism in Eukaryota, Viridiplantae, Streptophyta, Magnoliopsida, Ericales, Ericaceae. The record is from RefSeq and is a predicted model, not a curated record. Bases 137 to 1141 code for a protein of 334 amino acids. The transcript has 2 exons.